AGUCAUAUGGUCAUUACGGUACAUGCAGUCUGCGGUGACUGUGUAGUCUGCAAAGCCGGUGUUGCAUUGGGGACGCUGCGCCGAACAGGACUCGGAUGUAAGCUUUCCCCUGAGUCACGGACCGUAUCGCAGUCUGCCAGGUUCAUUGAGGAAGUCACACUUUUGGUUUUGACUAUCGGCGCAACACUCUUCAAAGGAACGAGGGAAUUGUUUUUUUUCGACUUGGCUUUGAUUCCUUUACAAGUCCCGCAUAGGCGAAUCAGAAGGAGAGACAUCCCUCGACCGCCCGCCCCUCCCUCCCCUAUCCUGAGCUCGUACUAGCAUGGCAGAUGACCGACAGCCAGAAGACGGUGCCGCUCAGUGGGACCCUUCCAGGGGCCAGGAGUCCACCGGUACCCACGGGGCCAAUGGUUUCUCAUCUUCCUCGUACAGGACGUGCCAGACGGGUGGGGCUCACCCGACCUCCGCCCCCUUCUCCGCGAGGGAGAACGGCUUUGAUGGGGAGUUAACUGGUGCUCAUGCUAUAACUGCAGAGCAAGUGUCUGCAAGAAUCGUGCAGGAAGUGACUGCUGAAGCAGUGGCGGUGCUAAAGGGGGAACAGGAGAGUCAAAGGCUGCCAUCAGUCGAAGACACCACCAAUUUACCUCCGUCACCGCCUCCUUCACCUGCUGCGGAACAAUUUGGCCCUCUUGAGCAAGAUGUAGGGGAUGAGGAGGAGGCAGGCCCUCUCCGCCGCUUCCAAAAUUCUCGGGAGAGGUGCAAGUUCCUCGCCCCCUCUAUCUCAGUUUCUGUGCCUGAGGACGACCCCUACCACUCCGACGAGGAGUACUAUGAACACCCCUUGUUCAGCCCCGAGUGGACGCACUCGGGCGCCCGCCCCAUGGGGCAGGCUGUGGCCUUUAGACAGAUUGAAGAAGAGACCAUGGAGGCUCUUACAGCUGAAUACGAGGAGGAGGAGGAGGUUGAAGAGGAGGAUGAUGAGGAUGAGGAAGAGGAUGAGGAGGAGAGUGCAGAGGCAGCUCUUGAUGAGCAGCAAUGGAGCGGGGAAGAGCCUGACCUGGACAUCCCCGAAGCGGAAGUUUUAGAACAGGCAGAGGACAUAGACAAGGCCCCGGAUUUAGACCUGGGGUCGGCUGAGGCACUUAGUGUUCCUGCAGCAAGUUCUUUGGAAGCAGAGGGUGAGGAGGAAAGCCCUGAGACAGCUGUGAAGAUGGACUCGGAAAAAGCCGUAAGUGAGAAAAGUGGUUCCAUGAGCCCAGACAGCAUCGGAACAGAGAGACGUCCAGAGGAGUUAUUGGAGCAACAGACCCAAGGCUUCUUUGCUGGAGAACGAAUGGUACCGGAGAGUCCCACCAUAGAUACGCCAUCUUUUGUACCUCCAGAUGUGCAAACUCAAGCCAAAGAACCCGCAAAGUCAAUCACGCUUCAGCCCAUCUACGGUGAGCCCAUCACUGUGUCAGAGAAGCAACCAUCCGUGGAGGUCGUUGAGUUCAGCAGCCUCGGUUCUCCCUCUGAUUUCUCCUCAAUGGGAGUCAAAGCUGAAGGAGGAAACGUGACCAGUGAUGCAAUGUCAGCAUAUUUUGAAACAUCAGCCACUGAUGCUCUUGUGUCCCCUCAAGGUAAGGGUGAAGGCUAUUAUGAACUGAGCAGACUCAGUGAGACCAAUACUGUUGAUUCCAAGUCUCCGAAGAUUAGUUUGUCAGUACAGGAGAGUCCUAAAACCCAAAACGCUGACACUCAAGAUUUCCCAGUUCCAGACAAGGGGAAUGAAUGCAAGCUCUCCCCGGGUAAAUUGGCUUUGGACCAAAGGAGCUACUCCCUCAACAUCACAAUCGGAGCAAUGGAUCGCAACAGCCAAGGUAGAACGAGCAAGUUCUCGCCAUUGGCCGCAGAUAUCAUGACGCACACCAGCGGAAGUCUCGACGAGUCUGCAGAUUACCUCCCGAUCACUACUCCUUCUGGAGAAAAACCACCUCCCUUCCCUCCACUCAUCCUGGAGACAGCAGCUUCCAUCACCUCUGAUUCCUCAUCUCCACCGAGGAUGGCUGAAGCCGUUUCAAACCCCAGCCCUGACCCCGAGUCACCCGAGUCUCCCGAGUCACCAAAACCAUGCGAGGGCAGUCCUACGAAUAACACCGUCAUGGCUCAAGACUUGCCUGAGAUGCUAGACCUUGCCGGACCCCGUUCACGGCUGUCAUCUGAGGCAGCUGAACCAGAACUCGGACGGCAAAAGUCAUUUCAAGCCUUCCCUGAUGACCUGCUUUCUAGCUUGGGUUCAGGUGAACAAAGUCCUGGAAUAAGAAAGAGUGACAGUCAGCUGGAAGAGAUGGGCUAUUGCGUUUUCAGUGAAUACUCUGGACCUAUGCCGUCCCCUGCAGAUGUGGUCAGCCCAACAAACACUUCUGCACAGGUCUUCACUCCAGCUGUUCUUCAGGAGAAAGUUGCUGCCCAAGCCAGGAAACUAGCGGUUAGGGACACAUCUGUGGAAGACAAGACCCCGACUUUAGACCUGAUUGUCAGUGACGAUAAUGAGACGAGAGAAAAGGAGAGAGAAGAUUCCUCAGAAGAAAGUCAAAGCAACGUAAAGGACCAGCUGAAUACAAGUCAGCAGGUGAAAUCCUCUGCCCCGCCAAUGGAGUCGUUUGUGACACCCACCGUCACGGUGACUCUAGAAGAAAGUGGGCGGUCAGGAAGCGAGACCGAGCGACAAGCUAGCGGCGAAGGAUCUGCUUCUGAAACCGAGAUUGCUGAUUAUGAGAGGCAGAUCCGCAAACUGGAGAUGGAGGGAAGGCCUCUCAGUUUGGAGGAAGAACGAGAGUUGCAGGAGCUUCGGGAGAAGGUCAAGCUGGUGCACCAGGAAGCCUAUGAAGAGGUGGAUGCUGAAGAUGUUUACCAGUUAACGGGGGUGGCCAAGGACCGCAUUGCUAGGCCCGUCAAGACUUCACCCACUUCUUCAGUUGAAAGCAAUAUCGACGAUGAUAAACUACUUUCUCCGGUUCUCUCACCGUCCAAGCUCAAACAAAAAGAACUUUAUGGUUCCCCGAAAAGAGCACUGUCACCAGUGCUAACCGUAACCAAAGAAUCCAAAGAAGAAACUGAUACAAAUGCCAGAGAACAGCCUGAUAAAGUUGAGGAGAAAAUAAAGAUUGAGACAGAAAAGAAAAUUCCAGAAGACACUGAAAAGAAAGUGGAUGAGACGAAAGAAAGUGAAGAGAAGGAAGGAAAGAAAAAAGAUGUGGCAGAGAGGAUUCAAAAGGAAGACAAUGAGAAAGAGCAAUUGAGACAGAAAGAAGAGCAGGAGAAACGUGAAAAGGAGACUAAAGAAAAGGAAGAGAAAGAAAGGAUUGAGAAAGAAAGGAAAGACAAGGAGAGGGAAAGGGAAGAGGAAGAGAGGAUUGAGAAAGAAAGGAAAGACAAGGAAGAGGCUGAAAGAUUAGAGAAAGAGAGGAAAGAAAAAGCAGAGAGGGAAUUGAGAGAAAAGGAAGAGGCUGAGAGAAUGGAGAAAGAGAGGAAAGAAAAAGCAGAGAAGGAAUUGAGAGAAAAGGAAGAGGCUGAGAGGAUGGAGAAAGAGAGAAAAGAAAAAGCAGAGAGGGAAUUGAGAGAAAAGGAAGAAGCUGAGAGAAUAGAGAAAGAAAGGAAAGAAAAAGAGGAGAGGGAAAUCAAAGAAAGGGAAGAGGCUGAGAAAAUGGAGAAAGAAAAACAGGAGAAGGCAUUGAAAGAAAAAGAAGAGGCAGAGAGAAUAGAGAAAGAAAGAAAAGAAAAAGAGGAGAGGGAAAUCAGAGAAAGAGAGGAGGCAGAGAAAAUUGAGAAAGAAAAACAGGAGAGGGAAACGAGAGAAAGGCAAGAGGUGGAAAGAGUUGAGCAAGAAAGAAUAGAACAAGAGAAGCAGUUGAGAGAAAAGGAAGAGAAGACGAGGAUUGAAAAUGAGAGGAGAGCCAAAGAACAGAAAGAGAAAGAGGAAAGGGAAGCGCAAGUAAAGUUAGAGGAAGCAAGGAAAGAGGAAAAGGAAAGACACGAGUCAAGGGAGAAGGAAAAUCAGCCUGAACAAGAGACGCAGCAUAUCGAAGAGACAAAAAUAGUGACCGAAAUAGACAAAGUCCAACCAACCGAAAAAGCGGAACAGAAAGAAGAGCAAAAUGCCGAAGCGGUCAAGGAGAUCACGGAAACUCGCGCCGCCAUCGAAUCCGUCGUGACGGUCGAAGAUGACUUCAUCACUGUGGUCCAAACCAUCGAUGAAGCGGAUGAACCGGGACACAGUGUUCGAUUCUCCGCUCCACCUGAAGCCUUGUGUAUACCCAGCGGGGGAGAGCAAGAGGAGGAAGACGAUGACGAGGAUGACGACGAGGACGAGUCCGUGGAGUUGGCCCAGGAGGCCGACAUCGAGGCUGCCAGUUUCGAAGAGGUUCCUGAGACCCCCGUGUCUCAACCUGAGGAAACAGAAGCUCCAACAGAAAGUUAUGACAGAGAUGAAACCACCAUGGACGACUCCAUCUUGGACAGUUCUUGGGUGGACACACAAGAUGAUGACAAGAGCAUGGCUACAGAGCAGAUCCAACCCUUGCCCAAGGUGCCCAGCUCUGUCAAAGACUCCACUGAGCUCCAAACUAAGCAGCAGAAGAGAGUAGAGAAGCACGAAAAGUCCGGCAAGCCCAAAACUAAAGGCGGGCGGUUUAAAGGCCGACUCGCCACUCCUGAACGCAAGCCACUGCGCAAGGAACCGGUUUGCAUCCCUCGGGAGAAGAAAAAAGCUGUGAUAAAGCAAACGGAGUUUACCAAAAAAAUGGAGGCUCAGACUCUGUCCCCGUCCAAGAGGAUUGGACCCAAACAAGUUGUCCGCCAGGGCCGUCCCACCCAGCAUCAUUCCUGUCCUAGAAGGAGACCCACAGAGCCACUUUCCGACAGUCGUCAGCCUCUCACCGUUGCUAGGCGGUCUUGCGACAGAGCCUUGGAUGGUAGAUCGCAAAGUCCUUCUAUGCCGCGGCAAGCCUCGUCUCUGAAUCGCCGUGCAUACCAUGACCAUGAGGACAGCUCAACCUCCAUCACUAGUUCUGGUUCAACAGCUCCCCGCAGACCCACAACCUGCCGUGCUGUGAUGAGGGCAGAGCAAAGGACUGGUCGAGCUCCUAGUAUGACAGUCUCGGAGCCGCUACGCUCCCGUUCAGCCCGUAGUGGCCACUCAACGCCGCGUACCCCCGGCUCCAGCGCCAUGACCCCUGGGACCCCUCCCAGCUGCUCAUCAUCCUCAAGGACGCCGGGAACUCCACGCUCCCUUAGUUUGAUGUCCCAUGAGAGGAAGGUGGCUGUGGCGCGCACCCCGCCCAAAUCCCCCGCCACCACUCCCAAGCAGCUGAGCGUCCUUAACCAACCGCUACCCGACUUCAAGAAAGUUCGCUCCAAGGUCGGCUCCGUAGAUAAUAUCAAGUACCAGCCCAAAGGCGGACAGGUCCACAUCCCCAGCGUUAAGACGGACUAUAGCCAUGUUCAGUCUAGGUGUGGGUCCUUGGACAGGAGGGGCUACUCAGCAGGAGGUGGCAAUAUACAGAUACAGAACAAGAAGAUUGACCUGAGUCACGUGACCUCAAAGUGUGGCUCAUUAGACAACAUUCACCAUCGCCCCGGUGGCGGUAACGUUCGUAUUGAGAGUGUAAAGUUGGACUUUAAAGACAAAGCCCAAGCCAAGGUGGGAUCCUUGGAUAAUGCUCACCAUACUCCAGGAGGAGGUCGUGUCACAAUUGAGAGCCACAAGUUGACAUUCCGUGACCACGCCAAGGCCCGAGUGGACCACGGGGCCGACAUCAUCGUCCGGUCGCCGGGCCGGUCCCGUUCCAUGUCGCCCCAGCGCCACCGGGACAGCCACCUUUCAUCAUCCGGCAGCCUCAACAUGUUGGAUUCGCCGCAGUUAGCCACCUUAGCCGAGGACGUCACCGCCGCUCUGGCCAAGCAGGGUUUGUGAACAUGCAUCGCGGAUGCUCUUACCCUGAACCUGUCAGCUCUUCACCUACCACUCACCCACUCGCCGCCGCCUUGGGGCCCACUCAGGGUGAUCACAACUUUGCUUCACAUCUCAAAGACCCACCAGGAGGGACUCCUAAACUUUUGCUUCUCUUUAUCUGUCUGUUUUCCCCCCUCUCCUUUUGAAUGAUGUUGCAUAGAAUAGUUCACCUGUAGUGCUAAAUGGGAUUACCUGUACAUACAAAUGGGGGAUCGGGAAGCGCCUCAUAUCGGCCUUAUUGAUCUCGGGUCUACAUUUUAAAAAAAGCGAUUAGCUUUUAUUUACUUGUGGCCAUAUUCUGUACGUGGAAGUAAUGUGGCCCGCACAUCACGCUGCACGUGUUGUUCUUGCUAACGUGCAUGGACGGCAGACUACUUAAUAAGCCCAGUACCCUUACUGCUCGUUAUUCUUUUCCUCCUAAUACAUCUAUAUAUAUGUCCAAACAAAUAUCAAUAUAUAUAUAUAGAAACGAGUAUAAGAAUACAGGUUCUUACCCAUCUACAUGUCCUUUAAAGCAUUUCCAAGGAAGACCAUCAAUAAAAUUUCCUGUGUGAUUGCAAAAGUUCAGUCAUGUAUGACAAACAUGAAUUGAUUCUCCCGCCC
Messenger RNA from Syngnathus acus (greater pipefish), 6595 nucleotides. It is a transcript of the gene map2, whose product is annotated as microtubule-associated protein 2. Gene Ontology annotation, biological process: microtubule cytoskeleton organization; neuron projection development. NCBI's taxonomy places the organism in Eukaryota, Metazoa, Chordata, Actinopteri, Syngnathiformes, Syngnathidae. The transcript is spliced from 19 exons. The coding region runs from base 323 to 5953 and encodes 1876 amino acids. The record is from RefSeq and is a predicted model, not a curated record. Gene Ontology annotation, molecular function: microtubule binding. Gene Ontology annotation, cellular component: neuron projection.